Myotis brandtii (Brandt's bat) is the source of this 1055-nucleotide messenger RNA. RefSeq names its product neuromedin S (gene NMS). Lineage: Eukaryota; Metazoa; Chordata; Mammalia; Chiroptera; Vespertilionidae. The transcript is spliced from 12 exons. The record is from RefSeq and is a predicted model, not a curated record. The coding region runs from base 326 to 898 and encodes 190 amino acids.
UUACACCCCAGGAAAUUACCGGGACACGGGCGGCCACAUCGCGUCCCACCAGGUCUCCAGCCAGAACACAGGUGUACAAGGUGAAGGGAUUACAAAGUCCAAGUUGCUAGUUGUAACUUAACCUGCAGAAGUGGAUGUGACAGCAGGAUUUUAGAACCUGGUAUGGAAGUCACUCCCAAAAGUGUUAGAGGUUUUAUUGCCCUGGAAAAGGAUGACUCUCUACAAUGCCAACACCAGGAGGAUAUUAUUUCCCAAAUAAGAGCCCAGCAUGACAUUUAUGAGAAAGCCGGGGUCCUCCUGCGCAAAGCUGAUUGGUGCUUAGCCAAUGGGCUCCAGGCAUUACUGGACUUAUCAGACACAGAGCAGAGGGCUGCCUGUACCUGCUGAACUUCAGAAAACGCUCACAUCUUGUCCGAGCAGGACACAUCUGUGGCCAUCAAAGAGCAACCAGAUUUUAAAGAUGAAGUAUCUUCCCCAAUUCCCUUCCAUCUUGGCCAUCUAUUGCUUCUGCCUGCUACAGCAUCCCUCCUCAGGAUAUAUUCAACCUUUAGAUGAUUCUCCAGAUGGCUUGGAUAUUGUGCAGCUGGAGCGGCUGGCAUAUUGGGCAACUCUUUCUAGGCAACCUAAGGAUAAUCGAGACAUAUACAAAAGGUUUUUAUUUGACUACUCCAGAACUCGGGAGCCAACACAGCCAGUUAAAAUUGGGUUUCCUCCGGUGCGCCCUGUAACGCGGCUGGCCGCCAAGCUCGCCAAUGGGAAGAUGAAGAGAUUUCUACAGCGCGAUCUGGGGGCUGUGGCACUUGACUUUACCAAGAAGGAUCACGCUGCUACCUGGGGACGACCAUUUUUUCUAUUCAGGCCAAGGAAUGGAAGAAACACUGAACACCCAGUAGGAUAGACCAAGAGUUCAAUGGCAAAGGGAAGCUGGAUCAGAUAAGACAACCCAGCAAUUAUUUGGGGCAAAUGUCAAAUUUCUUCCUAUGAACAAUAUGUAAAGAUAAUUCUCUUGCUCUAUAUUCACUGAAAUAUUCAGUUGUAUAAAGAAUAAAGUAGCA